Molecule: messenger RNA, 1776 nt
Organism: Hemiscyllium ocellatum (epaulette shark)
Lineage: Eukaryota; Metazoa; Chordata; Chondrichthyes; Orectolobiformes; Hemiscylliidae
Gene: vopp1b
Product: VOPP1 WW domain binding protein b
Exons: 5
Coding region: 114-656 (180 amino acids)
Cellular component (GO): cytoplasmic vesicle membrane
Source: RefSeq, a predicted model, not a curated record
UUGGACAAUACCGGGGAAGCUCGUCCCCGCAGCUGCGUUCGAGGCUCCGCUCGUUGGCGAUGGCAAGUCGCUGAACUGGUCCCGCAGCUCUCAGCAGCAGCAGUACCAGCACCAUGUUCCGGAGACCCAGGCCGAGCUCGGUGAUCAGCUGUUUGAUCCUUUUGUACUUCGAGAGUGCAACAGCCAAAAAGUACUGCUGGUUUGUGAAUGCAGGAUAUCCCACUUAUUUUACGUGUCGUGCAUACGAGGACUGCUGUGGUACAAAAUGCUGCAUGCGAGCAUUCUCUAUUCAACGGUUAUGGUAUUUUUGGUUUCUAUUGAUGAUGGGGGUCCUCUUUUGUUGUGGCGCUGGUUUUUUUAUCCGGAGACGACUACAUCCUCCUCAACUGACUACUGACCCUCCAUUUACAGUGGGCUUCACUAGGCAACCUGUUAAUGCAGGUGGAUUUCAGACCACAGGGAACAACCAGACUGGAAUGCAAUAUUACACCGAACCUGGAGCACCUGUUGCUAAUCCCAUUGCCUCAACGUAUCAAAUUCAGCCAAAUUUUCCUCUACUCAAUCCAGCGUAUCCACCCCCACCAGCCUACUGCAAUCAGCCACCCCCUCCAUACGAGCAAGUUGUUAAAACCUCAAAUAAGGAAGGCGAAAGAUAAAUAUCAAGUUUCAGUAAAUAUCACUUUAUAGACUGGCAACGUCUGACCCACAGGAGAAGUUUCAGAGAGAUGCAAAUCUCUGGGCGUAAACACUUAACCACAGUUCAUCCCAGGAAUUGCAUUUAACUUUGAUGCCUUUUUCAUAGAUUAACAUACCGUAGACCCUCCAGCUUAUGUGGUCAAAGCUUUGUAAGAAAUAACAUUUUCUGUUUCAAAAAUGGGAAUCUAAGAUAGGGAAUUGUAUAAUCUUCAGUAAGUAAAAAAAAGUCUAGAUUUCUGUAGAAACUUUGUUUUAAAAAUUACUGUUGUCCUUGGAAAUGGUUUAUAAGUAAAAUUUUAAUCCUCGUUUAACUCUUUAUUUAUGGCUGUUUUGGUCAAAUUAAAAUAGAAACAAAUUGUUUAAUCAGUUUAACUGGACUUGUUUAUUAAUAAUUAAUGUAUAGUUGCUAAAAGACACUGUUAAUGUGAAUCCUUUUUAAUAGGCAUAUUGAAUUUGUCAGCCAAUCUCAGACUUCUAAAAGGUUUAUGAUAAAUGGAGGGAAUUUGCAUUGAACAAUAUGCUGUGAAUAAAUAAGACAGACAUUUAUUUUAACCGAUAAACCUUUUUCAAAAAAUUAUACAUUUAAAUUUCAGUCCUGUUCACAUACAUUAGUAUCAUAAAGGUUGCCUUUAGAUGAAAUAAGUUUUGUACAGAAAGGUUUAGAUAUAUUUUCAUGCAGAAUUCAGGUUAAUAAAGGGUAGGUAGCUAGUGAUACUGUUUCUUAAAUAUGACAUGAACCCAUCUAUAUCAUUGCAGUGAAUGGAGAAUGGUUUGGUGUUUUGAUAUUGUACUUAAAAUACAAAGGUUUGUGGAUGAGUACAUUUCAUUAAUUUGUUUCGGGUGUUUAAUGUGUUUUUAGUUUCUUAGCACCUUGCAGAAGAAUUUUCAGAGAGGUGAAUUCAGCGCUGCAAAUAGGGAGGAAAGCCUUAAAUAAUUUCUCUCAACAGUAGUUCAAUGCUGCUGUGAAAGCUGAACAACUCCAUUUUCAUUGUAAGUCAGUAAAAUUUUAAAAAAUCUCCAGAGAAGUUAUUGUUCCAAACAUUUUUAAUUUUGUCAAAGUGUCCUGCUUUAUUCAUGAAA